CUUACAUAGAAAAUAAAUAUAAUAGCCUUUCAAGACGUCAUAAUUAUUUGGACUAAUUUCGCCCCCGUUUCCUAAUAGACAAGUGCGCGUUACGUAUUUGAUACACGACGACAAAAAAUUUAGAUUCAUGAAAUUUGUCUACACAAAUUUUUGAUGUGACAAAAUAACAGUCGACAACUUAACGGGCGACAACCCAAUUUAUCUCAAGCAGGAAGGAAUUUAAGAAAGAUGUGAAACGAAAACGAAAUGGGAGGCGAAUCAACAUUAGAAAAAGAAGAUGGGUGGAUUAUGACACAACUUAAAGUUAUCAAUGAUAAACUGGAUGUUGAAGAAAACUAUGGACGUGCUAAGGAAUUUGCUACAGAACAUCCAGUUUAUACUUUAUUCAUAGCAUUAACCAUAGCAACAUGCUGUAUCCCUGUCAUCUGUUUUCUGACCUUCUUGCUUGGUAUCAUUAUCUUUGGUGUUAUAAGCUUUGUAUUUUUUGAAGGGACAGUUUUGGUGAUCAGCACUGUAGUACUUGGAGGUGUGUUGUGUGUUACGACUGUGGUGGCCUGUAGUUUAAGUGGAUUUGCUGUCCUAUCAUACUAUGGACUACAGUAUUCAUACAACUUGUUGAAGAAAACUUUUCCAUCAGUUUUUGAAACUGAAGAAGGACCAGAUUCUACAAAGAAGUAGAAUUUAAUGUACAAAUAAAUAAUUAUGAAGUUUCCUUAAAUUUGCAAUGCAUAAUAAUUGUACCACAUCAAAGUGUUGUAUUCUAAUUGAUCUGUAAACAAAUGCUUUUUUUUUUUAAAUUUUAAUUAUGUUUUUUUAUGUUAUCAUGGUUAUGUAUAAGUUUUCAGAAUAAAAUUACUUUCAAAGACUUA
Molecule: messenger RNA, 869 nt
Organism: Mytilus trossulus (common blue mussel)
Lineage: Eukaryota; Metazoa; Mollusca; Bivalvia; Mytilida; Mytilidae
Exons: 3
Coding region: 247-678 (143 amino acids)
Source: RefSeq, a predicted model, not a curated record